UUUACCCAUGUGACAACAAGCCCCGGUCUCCCCUACUGCUGGAGGCUGAUGUCAGGACUGGUGACUUCAUGGUCUCCAACUCUGCAGCAUCCAAGAGACUGUCAAGAGUGAAGGCGUGGGGAAGGGAAAAACACUCUCAGAAGAAACAGGCGGAGAAACAGACAUGGAUCAACUAAUAGGCUGCAGACAGGCAUCAUGGGUAAUGACUAAGUAUAUGAAGUAUUUCAUCUAACAACAGUGAAUAAAAAUCUACCAAAGUAACCCUUUUUGAAUAAUAAUAGUGACAAUAUUAUUAUCUUCAUUAUUAUUAUUAUUAUAGUAGAAGUAGUAGUCAUAGUAGUAGUAGUUGAGUUGUGUUACUGUCAGUAGUGGUGGAGUGGGGGAUCCUGGCAACCCUCCCCACCAGCAGCAAUCAACAAAGGGUGGUAGGAGGGGUAAAAGAGGGAGGAAGCUCCCCACCCACCUUAUCCCCCCAUCUCCUACCUUCCUGCCUUCCUCCCCCUCCCAUCAGGGAUCUCUCUCUCUCUCUUUCUCUCUCGCUCUCUCUCUCUCUCAUUCACUCUCUAACACGACCUCCUCUCUCGCUCAGUCUCAGGGCUGUUGCGGGUACAGGUCGGGAGGAAAUCACGGUGGGAACUCGAAGCGAAGAUGCGGGCGCUCGGUGCCGUGGGAGUCGGGGUGCUGUGGGCGUUGCUGGGCGCUCUGGUGCCCGGCGGCGCGUCUGAGCUGGUGACGCUGGUGCAGGAGCCGGUCAAGCCCGAGUCCGUCCUGCUGAAGCCAAAGGUUAUGAUCGCCAUUGUGGCUCGCAACGCCGCGCACAGCCUGCCUCACUACCUGGGCUGCAUCGAGAGGCUGGAGUAUCCAAAGGAGCGCAUAGCGAUCUGGUAAGACACGCGCAGUGGGGGGAUAAAAAGGUGGUUUGUGUGUGUUUUGUGUUGAUAUGACUUGUAAAAUUAACUACACUUGUAAACAAAAUGUAUAAAGGUUUCUCUUCGCGCAUAAAGUGAUUGUUCAUAGUUUCCCCAAAGUUUGCAAAGUACAUUCUCGAUGCGUAAAGUGGACUUCGGUGUCGUGGGCCAAAGGCAAACAGCGUGUGUCCACGAUAAUUAUAAUAACAGCUUAGAAUUAGCACACAGACCUGUUGCUGCACUUUUACGACGCUCUCAGCUCGCGUGUCUGCCGGCAUCCAAAUUGCACGCUGUGGGAGAAGAUGAAAGAGCUUCUGUGCAUGUUGGGGUAGGCUUAACCCUUAAUCACGGUUCCCUCCAUCUGAUUCAGCACAAACCUGCGGAAACGAGGCUUUAAAACAGCAGGGCAGGCGGGUACGAAGGGGUUUCAGACUCAGGUAGGGUCCUGCUGUGAGUUGGGUCUCGUACUGAGAUAAUAUGAAGGUAUCAAAGAGGGAGCCUUCAGGUGGAGGGAUGAAAGGAGACAUUGAGUUGGUCUGACAGCAGGGCUGGGGGGUGUGAGUUCUGGGAAGUCGUGCGUUUAAUGUGUAUGUGUGUGUUUCUUUGUGUGUGUGUACAAUAGAGGUUUGAUAAAAUCACACAGAAGCUGAGAGAUCUCAGACUGAAGCAGAGUGCAGAUGGAGACCAGGAUAGUUGUGCAGAUCUGAUAGUUUGCAGUGUUUUGUCCUGGCUGACAUUCUUUUGUUUUGUUUCCCACCCUUCCCUCUGCUGAAGUCUGGCUUUUGUUUGCUAAGUCACUCUCUGUUUCCAAUUUAAAGACCCUCACCUCUGCACACACACAAAUGCAUGACAGGGAAACUCAAUCAAGAGAGAGCCCCAAAGUGCCAGAGUGGCUGUGCUAACAGGGCUUUGAGGGCGAUUAAAGCAAGAGAAAAAGGGCCCCAUCAGCUAUGAGUGGCAUCUCUCUGUCCCUGCAGGCAGUGCAGCCAGGGAUGAAGAUCCAAAACUUGUGUGAGGCAGACCAGCAUGUGUCACAAGUUUGUUGCCAUGGGGCAGUGAAAUGUUCAGAAACAUAAAGAAGGACCCCCAUUUGAUAAAGACUGAUCUAGAGAGACACAUUUCUGAUUGUUUAAAAAGAACUUCAACCAAGUGACUAGUCUAAAGGUAUGGAAAAGUCAAAAUCGAGCAUGACUCUUUAAAAACCCUUAAAGGAAUAUUCCAUACACAUAUAGGGAUAGAUAUAUAUAGGCAGUGCAAAAUGAUUAAUUGGUGAUUAUUACUUCAAGGAAAUGAUAAAGAGGCCGCCGUGUAUUGCUAUCCUGCGGUCGUUACUAAAGUUAGUUUAACUAGAGAAGAAAGCGGUCUGCAACAUUCAUCUCUAGAAGGGGUGUCAACUCGGUUAUGGUGCGUUUGACCCUUAAAUAGUUUUACAUCGGAAUAGCCCUUUAACACUAGAUGGGACUAAUUUUUUUUUUGCGUAGCAUGGCUAAUGGUAGCAGUGCUAGCACUUAUAGCCUUCAGCUCCCCUUGCUUAAUGUCCAUAUGUUCUGGUUACCUGUCAUUUCAGUCAAGUGGUUUUACUACAGUUUAACACGACACAGCCAAGAUACCAUUGUAUCUUUAUGCCCUGGAUCAAAAUGCUGCCAAACUGCACCAUACUGUGAAACACCCAUCCAGGUAGUGCAGACUUAUAUUAUUAUGACAACUGACAUUAACCAGAUUUACAGCUCUCAUGUCAGAUGGCUGCAUCACAGCUUAGACGCAACACAGUCUUAAAAAAAUGAUGAUUAAAAUAUUAUUGAUUUAUUAAACCCACUAGUGAUUCUGAUGCCAAAAGCAUCUAGCAAGGAUGAUGUUACUUCAUUAAUUGGCUUCAAGAGUAGAUUUUGUUUUCAGAAAUCACUACAGGUCAAGAGCAGAACAAAAUAAACAUAAAGUUUGGCUGACUGGUGUCUUCAAAACCGAACCCAAAUGACCAGAAAGUUCUUGAAUUAUUUUUUUUUAGAAAUCUUGAAUAUUGGCUGCAACCGCUCAUAAAGAGUUGUAACAUUUUCUUAAACUCACCAUUUUGACCCAAGUUUCAUAAUGCACUAUGCUGCAAAUCGAACAAAAUAGUAAAGAAAUAAAAGGAGAUGAAGAAGAGGCAACUGGACACAGUGGAAAUACAAAAAACAAAAACCUUAAAGAUUACAAUAGUGAUAAAUAUUUCGCUUUGUUGCUGCUUUGUGGCUAAACUGGCUUAAGCAAUGAUUCAGUUUACACAGCAUAAAUGAUGGCAGUCUGUGAGUUUGUGUGUUUUCUAAGCAUCAUUAUCACCGCCCACCAUGUAAGCCACACUACCCUGUAUAUGCCUAAUCACAUUCAACUGACAAAAUAGGCUCAAGAAUUCAUUUGAGAUGUCAGGACAAGCAAACCGAGUUGCACAGAUAUUUGAAGAAAACUACGUAAAACAAAUCCAGCUACUUCAAGAUCAGGAACUUUUCCACAGCAAAAACAACAAAUUUUCUUUAACUGCACAGCAUUUUUGUGAAAGUAGAAAGCAGCUCUGGAGAAGUAGAGGAUGAUGACGUGACACGAGGGUCUCCAUCUGGACCUAGGCCAAGGCCUGCGGUUACAUGAUACACGUCUUCCUCCGUAAAGCAGCCAGGUUGUUCCACUUUACCACGACUCCCCUGCUCAUCUGGACGGCUCAUGGGCAUGCUGAUGUAAAGAACUUGAGGAAACAAUCAGGAGGGAGGAUGAUAUCAACAGCAUCUGGCUGUGAAGCUCCAGUGUUUGUGAGCGGGGACAUAAUGUUCCUUGCUCGAGUUCCUCCAUAGAGACACAGAUCGAGCGGCACAGAGGGUAGCUUUUCUUCUCUACAUCCACUCUGCUCAUUUUAAUGCAAAAUCCAUGAGACAGACAGGCAUGCAGACGGAUGUAGACAAUUGAAUAACAUAACAAGGGUACCAGCAGAGGGAUGCUCGCUCUUCUUUCAUCUCCACCCAUGGGAUCAUAGAUGUUUGAGAUGUUUUUAUAAUCACAGAAAAUAGUUAAGACACAAAGAGAGCCUGUCAGGAUGAACAUAAAGGGGAUGUAAAUGCAGACAGGCUCAUUAUUCUGUAUGAGAAACAGAUAAAGUGGAACAUUUUUGUAGGAAUAGGCUUGGUUGAAAUAAAAUGAAAAGAUGACAUCCUGGUCAGAUGACAAAAACCUCCAAAAAGUCUGGACGGGUUUUGACACAUGCAGAAAUGCUUAGAGUACCAAAGAUUCCAGUUUGAGCCUGUUCACUGGAUAAUCUGCAUUUAAUGUCCGGGUCACAACAUGUCCCCUCCACCCUGUUACUUCAGACCUGACUCACACUGACAGUUGCAAACGUCACUAAAAUCUGCUUCUUGAAGUUUCCUCUCAGCAAGCGGGCGCAAGUCUGACAGAGAAGUGGCAGCGCAGUGAAAAAGACUCUCAAAGUGCUGUUAAAGAAUGAAAGAAUGUGGGGUAUUAUAGAGGGAAGGGGGCUGGUCGGGCGGAGAAAGGGUGGUCAGCAGGGUUGGGAAAUUACCCAGAGGGCAUUUAGCAGGUUGGUUAAUCCGCAUUCCCACGGUAGCUUGGCCGUGUGUAAUGUCUGGAUCUAGUAAAACAAAGUAAUGUGAGGCUUUACAACACGAACGUGAAAGCUCACUAAGAUAUUCUGGCUGCUGAAAACUCUUGAUACUCCGUUUUCAAGAGCUGAACCAACCUGUGAAUGAGCUUUGCAAUAAGUCACAGUCGUCACUGUCGCUAUAAGCAAGGAAGAGGUGUAGCUAAAGCAGACAAGCAUGAGACUAAAGAUGUGUGUCAGUCCUCUUCUAGGUCCUAGGGUGACAGGUGAGAUUUACACCUUGUGUGUAAAAGCCUGCGCUGUCAAACUGAGGUCAGUGUGAAGGCUCAGUAGGUAGCAGAUUAGCUGGGUUUGGAGCCCUUGUAUUUGGGGGACAUUUGUCCAGCAGUCCAGGUGUUCUUCGCAGCUCAAAGGUAUGUGAGUGAGGUGACCCUUCACUUACCCCUUGACUCUAGUGUGUAUGAGAUGGAAACUUGAAACUCACUUACUGUCCAAACCUACACAAUGAACAUUUUCCUCUGAUACCACGCUUAGGGUUGGAAGCUUAAAGACCCACUCUGAUAAAAAUUACAUUUUUUGUUUUUUUUUAUAUGUUCAUAUGGCAUUUUUUCUGAUGCUACAGGACAUAUCAUGAGAGAACUAAAUGUGAAAUUGCUUUUUUGAGUAUUUCUUCAUUCAAAUCGCUGUGAAUCUCUGGCAGACCCCAAACAGCAGGUUCAGAAACAGUGAGAUUUCAUACAUAACCAAUCCAAGCUCCGCCCCCAGAGCUCUGCUAUGCAGGCCACACUGUGCAUAUAGGGGAGAAACACAGAGGACGAUCACGGAACAAGCGUGUGUGUUAGCGGAUUGCAGUGCACGUAAGAAAGCUAAUUACGAUAUUAGCUUUCGUUGUGUCACUAAAUACGUUUGCGUCUGAGAGCUGAAUAGAUCCUAUGUUACCUGCCACUUCUGCUACACUGGCAAUUUUAGGCUGCAAGCUAGCGUAAGCGGGAAGGUGCAGAGCAGCGCUGUCUCCGCCCACGACUCAGAGGUGAAUUGCUAAUGGUCUACUGGAACUUUGCAGAAUAAAAGCCCAUGAAAAUGACACAGGUGAUGGGAUUUUUGGUAAAAACUUCAUAAUCACAAUUUAAAAAGCACUGAGAACACUUUAAGUAGUAAAAAAAAAAGAUUGGAGUGGGACUUUAAGCAUUAUAAUCACAUACAUCUUUGUUGGAUAUAAGUCUCAAAAAUGUAGGGUGUCCGACUCAUCAUUAUCCCAUUUUACAAUUUCCUGAACUGAAAAGACAAAAUAAGGAUCAUUUUAUAAACAUUUGAAGUACUUUCUAAUGGUAAUAUGCGCCACACCAUGACUUGACCAAUUGCACUUUGAAUCUUAUGCUUGUGACGAUGCCAGACAAGCAGCACAACCUCAACUAAGUUAGCUGACAUGGUUGUAGCUCCUCAGUCUAAGAACAGCUAUGCAAGAGGCAACCAUAUUUUCACGUAACUGCAAAAAGGGAUAUUUAACAAUGAAACACUGUUCAGAUUUAAACAGACCACCUCUUUCUCUUUUCGGAUUGUUUGUCUAACACCUCUGGAACAAUGCUGACGUGUUACUCUGCUCCUGAUGCUUCAUGUUGCUGCUGCUUGCUGCCUGCAGGCCAGCUGUGCUCAGGUGCUGAAGUGCUUCCCCAGGUGCAGAGCCGGCGGGUCGACAUGAUGAUUUGUAGACUUGUCCGAAAGACAAACUGAAACAUAAGGAGGGUGUUAGAGCGCUGACUUCACCAGCCUUUCUCACAAAACUACCUCUCUUGUUAUCAUAAUAUCAAAUCGUGUAUUAACCCAUUCAUCACUGAACCACAUACUUCACAUUUAUGUCAUUAAACUGACCUCAUACAGGGAUUUGGAUUGAGAACUCAUAUUUAACUACUUCUUCGUAAAACCUGAUGCACCUUGGGGUAUGAUGUGACUUUAUAUGUAAAGAAUUUUCCACAGCUGCUGAAAUAAACACACUACAGGCUGACAGCUGUUCUAUGUAUAUUGUAAUUACUGUCAGACAUGUAGAGAAGUGUCACGUAAAUAUAUCCUGUGUCUACUAUAUCAUGCCAUGAGAUUGAUGUGGGAUUAUUCGGUACUUCAACUCAAGCAUUUGAAAUCCUAACCCAUCACGAUGUAAGUCAUAUUCCACCUUUUCAUUUCUAGUAUUUCGACAAGUGCCUAGAGUAACUCAGCAAUAAAUGAAGCAGAACAAAUUGGACUUGAAUGCUGAGUAAAGGACUUUAUGAAUGGUUUAUGCUGGCUUGUGUUGUGCUUUGCUGGGACUUGCCCUCCGACUGCCAAAUUUUGCUUUUUUUGAAAAAUCGCUCUAACUAGGCAUUGUCUGAGUCCCAAAAAGACACUUUAUGUUCCGUUUCUUGGCUCGGGUGCCACCCUGUUAAAAAAUUAAAAGUGCUCUGGUUUUAUUGCAAGGCAGCAGUUAACUGUAAAGAAAUGCAGUGUUGUUCAAUCCCUCCAUUUAUGAUCAGGUUUGGACAAGUGACUAAAUAUGUAAUCUAUUACUCACCGCUCAUUACUCACAGCACAGUCAUCACACUAAUUAUUGUGAGGUUGCCUCAAUCAUUUAGCAAUCAAAUGCUUUUACAACAACUUAAAAACACCUUAGAGUAAGUGCUAGAUCUUUUCCAUCCAACAUGAGAUAUUUUAUGAAAACCCAGUUCACAGAUUCGAGAUAUUUACUGAGCAUUAACAAAUAGUUUAGCCUUGAUGGUUCAACAGCAUAGGAACUUUUAAUAACCUCUACCUCUAUACAACACCAGUUUAUUUCUCACUACAAUGUAAAACUGACUAUCCACAAAUGAUCUUAAUAAUCCAACCGUUUUGUUAUUGAUCAAUAAUCGAUGUUUAUUAGUAGAAUCAACAUAUAUACAGCUUGUUACAUAAAUAUCUUGACAAGACUGCCUGCCUACACCUCAGUGAAAAGUGUUUAAAUGAAGCUAAACAUAACCACUCCUAUGAAUUUAAAGGAAGAAUCAUACGAUAGCGAGGGGGAUUCACUAAGGAUAGACUAAAGCUUCUAAUAACAUAAAAAAUUGAGCAUUAUUUGCCCCUAUCUUCUUCAUCUCAAUGUUGUAUACAAAACGUAUAUUUACGUAAUGAUAUCCAUGAGCACACAUAUCAGUCAAGUUUUGCAGCUCCGUAUUUUCCUUUCUUGUUUUGCGUCUGAUUGUGUAGAUGAGCAAUCACGCUCUUAAAUCUCUCCAUUGAUGAUGAGUUGAAUUGAAUAUCAGUUUAUAUUCAAGUCAAUUCAUGGGGGAUGACAUUCAAAUUCCAGUUGAUAGCAAUUAAGUGAGCCGUUGCGAACCUCUUGUAGGAGCCAUUAUGUGCAUAUUGUCUGUGUUUAUUAUUUGUUAUGUUUCAUUCCUUUUAUGGUUGUGAUUUCAUUUCUGGUGUUCAGUAUUUGAGCGUGAUUUACCUUAUUUGUACCUGUUCAGUUGUGUGGCGAGAAAAGUAUCACGUAAAGUAGUUGAGUUGGUUUGAAAGUUUUCUGUUUACCAUCAUUAUUGUCUGUUUGCCAUCUCAUACACAGUUCAGUAGACAGCACAGUUAUACCCCAGCUGCAAGUUGCUGCGGGUGCCUUUGUUUUCAGAUCAUUUGCUAUUUUGUUUUUUUUCGCAAUGACAUUUAUUUGCAUAAAUAGGUGCCAUUUUUCCCAGAUGGAUGCACAAUUGCUAAUAUGAGUAGAUGCAAACGGUACUAGCACACAUCAAUGCUGUCUGUUCUGCAGAACAGUUUGUAGUGCAUUCAGCCCAAUUUUGUUUGGAUCAUUUUAUUCUUUCAGUUUAUCCUAAACCAGGAUGUCAAAUUAAGUUAUUUGGAUGCACAUGGCUUCAUUGAACAGACAAGGUGUAACAAAAAAACUGUAAUCUCAACAUUUAUCAAAGAUGUCAGCUUGAGAAGAGGAGAAGGAAAAUAUUCACCUCUUAGAUGUCAAAUAUAGAAAUAUUUGAGUAAUGCAAAAAUACCUCCACUGUAUGCUGAAGAGCAGUGUUGACUUACUUUCAAGCAUAUAUUACAGAAAGGGAAAACAUCUGUCAGUUUAUUGUGAACAUUAAAACAUGAGUCUUGAGUGCAGGCAUGUAUUUAGGAAUGCAUUUAGGCAACCCCAAAAACUGAAAAUACCUUCCCGCAUGUGUAAUGUAUAUGCCACAGGUGCCUCUGUUAGCUUCGUGGACAGCUUUGCAGAUAAUCUCUUUGGACCGCCAGUGGUUUAAUGUGGUUUCACUUACCGAGCGAAUCCACUGUUUGACAUCAAACAUUAUUCUGAGUGACAAAUAUGAGGAGAGAUUGUGGAAAAGUUGAGCUUUGAGGUUUAUCCGUGGUGUGAUGUUCUUUUGUCACUUUGGAGUUUUCCACAUGCCAGGUGUGUUACCUCAGGCUUCAUUCCUCGGUCUGAGCACAUAUUGUUCUUUGUUUUAUACUGGAGGGAGCUUGGAGAGCAGUUUCUCCAAGUGUAUGGAAUAAAUUACCGGGAGGCUAUUGUGUGUUAUAUGGUGCUGACAACAUGGGCUUAUGCUAAUGAUAGCAGCAUGCUUCUGCUGUGUAUUCAUAUUCAUCGUAUCACAAUAAUGGCACUCGGCUCUAAACUGGGUGUGUUUGAUUAUCCUGUACUAAUAAAUCUUCAAACAAGUGAAUGUUUUCCAAAAGAUCAGAGUUUGCUUUAUGUCUGUGUGUUUGAACGGCGCUGCACACAUGAUACAGGUGUGUUUCUGCUCUGUUGGCCCAGCCUCUGGUUUCCAUUCACUUUUCUUAUUACCUCAUAAGCCGGCAGUGAGCCAGAACCUCAUGUGCUGAUAAAAGGCCACAAUCUUCUCUGACCCCUGAUCAUUAUCAUUAUAGAAGUCAUACUCUGCAGUCUCAUCCAAUCUGUGGGAAAAUAAAAGGGCCUUCAAACAUCAGCUCAGGUGUUUGACAUUUACCCAACAAUCACAGGGAGAAGUUUCACUGACAUGCAGCUGCGAUGAUGAAACACACACACGCACGCACACACACACACACACACACACACACACACACACACACACACACACACACACACACACACACACACACACACACACACACACACACACACACAAACUGUCAUGCAUGCACGCGCCCAGUGACAGAAUGGCUUUUCUUUUCCGCGCUGUAAAUCAGUGACAAUUUAUGGAUAGUUUGACAUCUAACUUAUCUGCAGACAUGACUUGUUUAAAGGGAUAUUCUCGCAUAAAAUUACUUUAGGGUCAAACACACCGUAACACCGAGUUAGACACCCCCUUGAGAGAUGAAUGUUGCUGACUGCUUGCUGAGGUCAUUACUAAAGUUGGUAUAACUAGAGAAGCAAGCGGUCGGCAACAUUCAUCUCUCGACGGGAUGUCUAACUUGGUGUUUCGGUGUGUUUGACCAUAAUUUAAUUUUACGCCGUAAUAUCCCUUUAAGUCUCAGAUGGUUUCUGAAUAAGAAUAAGUCUUUGACAACAUUUUUGAAAAUAUCUUGUUUAGUGAAAAAGCCCUAUCAACUUCUUCAUAAAGACAGGAACUAUGAUUUUUAGUAAAGAUUACUCAAAUAGGAGCUACAUCUGUUGUGGUCUACUAUGGGCCACAGAUCAAUAUAUAUUCUGUGGUCUAGUGAGGGUUUGCCAAAGCAGGACAGUGAAGCUGCAGAUGACUUGGAAAAAAACAAAACUGUUUUCAUAGCACUGGGGGACACGUUGUGACUGAGUGACUGAUUGAUGUGUUUUUACUGUUCUGGUAUCAAGAGAACACAAGCCUCUCGGCCCAGAGUCUUUGCCACAUCAUUUAGAAAUGUCAGUGUAACUCUAGAUGUUAUGAGUCACCUUUUUAUUAUACUGCUUUAGUACCUGCAGGGUGUCUGUGGAUAUAUUUUUUUUUACUUAUAAUUAAUGAUGAUAUGUUAUGAGGAGAGGAAAAUAACUAUGUGGUGCAAUAUCUAUUUUUCUAACAGAGUGACAUCACAGGACAGGCUUUUAUUGCAACCAUAGACUGUAUAUACUACGGACAACUUGGUUCCACCUUCCGCCAGUGUAUGGAUUUGAAGCCGAAAAGCUCUUGGUAUUUCUGCGAUUUUUCUCCAUUUCCUGAAACCAACAUGUGUGUCCACAGCUCCAUAGUGAUUGCUGGCAGAGGCGGGAUUUAUAACCUAUACUGCAGCCCGUCACCAGAGGGUGCUGUUCUCGGAGUGGCUUAACCCAGCGAGGAGGCAGAUGGCGUCCAUUCUAUAUAUAGUCUAUGAUUGCAGCCUCUCAAGCAGCAAACGCAAUAAAACUGAAAGGAUGCAGUUGAUGUUGAUCUGCCAAUAAGUCUGUAAUCUCUGCUAUUUAGGAGGGAGGUAAUCAUGGGAAAAAUUUCAGUGUGGACCCAACAUACCUAUUCAAUCAGAGGACUCUAAACAAAAAGAAUUGAUUUUCCAGUCCCUGAGCCUUUUUUUAAUUUGCUCUCUCUUGGAUUAGACAUGUCUGUUGGCACUGAACGGUGAAUUCCUGCAAAGAUACCCCAUGUGUUCGAGCUCAUUUCCAGCAGCGUAGUCAGAGCGUGGCAGCACGGCAAUGACAGAGUUGGCGAGAGGAAAAUAACGGUAUCUUGGAAUCAGCACUUUCAUCUGGAGAGAGGGAUGUCUGGGUAUGGAUGGGUUUAGGCGGAGUAAAGGCAGGAACAGACUCUCCUCUCCUCUGACUCUUUGUGUCAUAGAUUUCACCGUAUUCCCUCUCUCUCCCUCCCCUUUACCCCACUCUCUCUUUCUUCCCCUUUUUUUUCAACAUCUAUUCCUGAUACUUCUCCAUUGUUUCUUCCAUCUGUUUUCUGUUACUUUGUUUUUUGUUUUCUUUCUCAUUUAUGUUUCAAUUAAUGAGUUUCAUUUAGGGCUGAUGUUUUUUAAUGCGUACACAAUGAAAUCAUUCCCAAUGUACUUGAAAGAACAGGGUCAAUUUUUAACAAGCAAGUUAAAGAACAAUAGCUCAGAGUGUUUAAGAGAAAAUAAUUAAGGUGUUGGCGCCCAGAAAAGGUCAUUGCUUUUAACAGCAGGAAAAUGUACCUAUUGGAAAAAGGAUAUCAAGACACUUUUCUUAACUUUUUGUGGACAAGGGAACUAUUAAUGUAGUACCAUGAAUCCAAAAUAAUUUUUAAAGGAUGUGUGGAUUUGCUUUUGAAGAAAAAGCUCCAACUAAAAACAUGAAUGGUUCUGGUGCAUGCUUAUGGUUAGGAUUCUGAUUAUACGACCAUUCGCAUAUGUUGCACAGACAUGAUUUUAAGCACAAUUUCUGCUGCAAAGCUACCGUGGAGUGGAGAUGUGACAGAUUUCAGGAGCCAGCACACUGAUCCAGACAGCUAUACUCACAUUAAUUUUACCACUGUGACUUUAGAGCUACAUAAGUUUGCAACUUAGAAAACAGCUGAAAGUUACUAUUUACCAAGAAGUUAGCAGACUGCAAAGAGAUUUUUGCCCAAGAUCAGUAAACAGUGAAAUCACUUUUGCUCAUUUUGUCUCACUGUCCAAAUGCUAAUGAAACAAAAUCCACAACACAUAUGUUUUGGGAAUAUUAUGUCAAAGAUCUAAAAAGAGUGUUACUCUGUCUUUAUGGAUUUAUGAGCUUCUCUGUUGACGAUGCAGCGGUGUAUCUCUUUAAAUUUUGCACCUUUUCGAAAAAGCACUAAAGCCAGACAGUGUUUUUAGGAGUUUGGACAAAUUGCUCACUUCUUGACAUUUUUUGUCUCAAGAUGUUAAACUAGAUUACAAAAAAAGAAAACAGAAUUUAACUAAGCUGUGCAUUACAAGACUUUCCUAUGGUGGAUUUGGCCAAGAGGUUGCAGAGUUUUGCUAUCUUGCGAGGUCACAGAAAAAGGCAUUGGGAUUGGCUGAAUUCUCAUGACGUUGCUAAAUCAACACACCGCAACUUCACAGAUGAACUGCAACUGUUUAAACGAUGGCACUGAAGCACUUAUAAAUCUUUUCCAGAGGUAAAAGAAAAGCAACUUUUAUGUGUGUUACAUCAUUGAUAUAUAACAUCUAUGAAAGAGGACUUUUCACAGAAGAAAAUUCAAAGGCUGUUUGAGGCAUGUCCUCUUUUUUUCAAGGAUUAAUGGCUCCCAUUUUGAGUUCUGUUUCCAUUUCUCAUAAUAAACUCCAAGAGAAGAGGAUGACUCUGUGCCAGAUAGCACCGCAGGAUUUCUUGUUGAAGCCAAGGCUCCCUAAAAGUCAUUCCCUUUGAACCGUGACAGUAUGGUACAAACCAGGAGAGAACAAAGUUACACAUCCCUCUAAGGCAAAUGUUUCCCCCAAAAAGCAAACGUGCAGGGCUUAAAGUGGUGUAAAAUUAAACAACAGUCAACUUCUCAUCCUGUCUCCCUGCAAUUUCUUUUAACUUUGAUAUCUAACUGCAAUAAAUACAUCUCCAAAGUCUUGAAUCUGAAUACUAAAUAUUACACUCCACUGUAGUUUCGCUUGCCGAGGAUAUCUUUGUUGACCCUGAGAGUCAUGAGGAAUUUCAGUCAGGAGGUCCAGUCUCACCGGCCCCUCCCUUCACACUCUCUCCAAAUCUUCUUAUCCCCUUCAUCUCUCAACCCAUCCACCCCCUCCUCUUUCUCCUCUGCCCAGCUUGACUAUCAAGAAGCUCUCAGCCACGUCAGCCUAUACUGCAAAGUCAACACACACACACUCACACACACACGCUGGCAUGGUUAUUAUGUUUUAAAGGUAUCUACGCUCAGGUUUGAAAGAAGCAUACUUGUGUGUUAAUGAUAUGCAGCAGCAGCUCAUUACUGGCAGGGAUAUUAGAUAGUUUAUUUGAUCAACAGUCAGCUGACACUGGCCUGCUGGAGCCACUCAGAGGUGUGUUUACCAAAGAGGUCCAGAGUUAGAGAAAGCCUCUGUGUUUAAGGUCCAGAUGUCAGUCACCUAAACCUUCCCUGUUAUCUGACACACUCGACCUUAAAGAGGAGGGGGGAGAGAGCUGGAGAAAGCGAUGAAGCAGGGUGAUAACUAGGGUAGUCGUUUAAUGCCUAACACCACAAAUUAAGGCCAGAAAACUUUAAGUUUUGUGGAGCUGAAAUGUUUAUUUCACUUACUACUGAAAACCGAAAAAAAAUCCAAAUGUCCUUAAAAUUUAACAAAUGUAUUUAUUUAUCUAGUUUGAUACAUUAGAUGUUUUUGGAAACUUCUGUCUUCAAAAAAUCUGUCUUCAUAAUCUUCAUCUGGACAACACCUGCUUCCCAGAACUGAUCCAUCAUCCCAACGCAUCAUUAAAAUAAAUACAAGAUUUAGAAAUCUCAAGAGGAACAGCAAACACUUAUGUAUUUUUCUUUUUUUUUUUUUUUUUACGUUUCUUUGGCAAAUACUACAAAGAUUUUUCAGGAUUCCUGAUUUUCUAACCCAAGGCCACAUAUCCACCUUCUGAUUUGUGCAGAAGUGAGUCACCCGGCAGUCACUUAAUUGUUGUGGGAAGCUUUAUGGUUUCUAAUGUGCCUGUGAAACUUCCAGUAUCCAUGAUGUUUUGGUCUGGAGAAGAAAUAAACUUUUGCAGUAGGUUCUGGAGAUGGAAGGGGGCAGUGCACGUUGAUGGACCUGGGCAUGUUAAUAUGCCAGAUAGUUGCAGGACUUAUUUCCAUCCCUUGGCCCAGGUUGAUGAUACACAUGUACAUGGAAACAAACAGGGACCAAACAAUGUAAACUAAAGAUCACUUUACCAAAGACCCACAUAACACACUGACACACUAUUUCCCAUCACCAACGGCUGUAGUAUUCAGGCUGCCUUUAGAUUUGAAACAACAGAGACUUCAGAGUGAUGCGCUGGAACGAUGGAUUAAAUGAUCUUGCCCUUAGAUAUUUACAAAAAAAAUAGAUAAAGGGAUGUCCAGGAAGUGAUAGAGAGAGGGAGUGGUGGGUUGUGUAGGUGAGGUUCUAGGAAGCAUGUGUUGUCCAGAUGCUGAUCAUAAAGACAGAAAGAGGGAGAGGAAGCCCAACCCAGACCCUGCAGACAGCAGAAUAAUGAGGCUGCAGCUCGCUCUUAACUUCAUAACAGGACUGUGAAGACACAGCCUAAUGAGAGUGAAAGAGACAGAGGUGUCGAAGAAGGAGGAGAAGGGGGGUGUGAACUUGAGAGCUGUGUUUCAUGUGUUACUUCACAUGUGCAAUUGACUUUUUACAUAAACAUCCAUGAAAUGUUACAAGCUGUGUACAGAUGUUGACUCUUCCCAUGGUCAGAUCGGCGUGAUACUCACAGUACUGCGGUUUUUUAGAGACUCUGAAGACUCUGUAGUCUCAGUGCAGCAUAGCUCAGCUGUGAUGGUUGAUGUUGCCUGAAGAUAGAGGACCCUGAAACACAUGGUAGACUCCCAAUGGAGGACAAAUGCAUCGAAAAUACAAACAGAAGUUAAGAGGCCCUGGAAAAACUGCUUCUUUUUUUUUUUUUCUAGCUUUGAUGCAUACAUCAGAUGGCUUCAUGACUUUAUGAAUCAAACAGGACAGGAGGGUGUAAUGUUUGAAGUAGAAAAUCACAUGGGUACUCAGAGUCUUGAGAGUUCUGGUGAGUUCAGCUAUGUGAGGAACGGGCAUGUAGGAUAUGCUUGUGAAAAACACUCAAGAAGUUUAACAUCAUCUUAAAUAGAGUAAUUAUAUACAUUUAUUAGUUAACAAUGCUUAUUUAACAAUUUAAAUAUGUUUAACCCCAAUAUUUAUGUAACACAGACAACUUAUUACUUCUCUCAUAUUGGCUUAACGUGUUCCCCAAAUAUCUGUAUUUAAAUUCUUCUAUUCCUUGGACACUUUUAAAAGGUACCACAUCUUCAACGUUUAACAUUUCAUAGCCUGGACAUAGUGAGUUGUAUUCUGCCAGGAACAGCCUGUAAAAAUAAGGGAAAUAAAAAAAAAGUUGUAAGAGAGAUUUAUGUUCCCUCACUUUGUUAGCAAAGAAAAAACUCAAGUUAGCUUUAUAUUUGGAUGCUUGUAAAAGAAAGUUAAUCCAACCCUUUAAAAGUUUCAUGAGCUCCAUGAGAAAUAUUGUGAAAUGAUCUUUAUUCUUCAAAAAGGAACUUUCUAGAAUAAUUGUGCACAUUUUGAAUUUUACUCAAGCAAUAAAAUACACAGAUGCUCUCCGCUCUGUCCCUCACUCCUCCUUAUUAGCUUAAGCUGUAUUCAUACAUGCACUUCACUCAUGGAAGUUUCCUGAAGUUAUCAGAGGUGAGAGCUUGCAUGGACACAAAGUACCAAAGUUUUCACCCUGAAUUUGCCCAGACCUUUCCCUUAAAAUAAGAUGAGCUGAUGUGUUUAUGCUGCAGGUAAUAUUAACGGAAAUCAAUUGUGAGAAAGCAGAGAUGAUGAUGAAUCAGGCUGCUUCAUUCUCUCUCCUACUGGCUAGUAUCAUCUCUCUCUCUUUAUUCAUUGAUACUGUGAAUUUUUCUGUGGUCUCAGCAUUCAAUGAAAGAUCUGUCUCAUAGCAUUGCACUCAACUUUGUCAGCCGUGUUGUAAACAGUAACAAAAACAGGACAUCCUUCAUGUCAUCUCCUAUCUCUAAGACACCCCCAGACCUUCACCGUGAGGGACAUGCGCUCAUAAGCAAUUUUGGAAAAUCUCGGGGGAAUUCUUCCCUGACUUUGCAUGUUCAAAAAGACCUCUAUAUACAUGUCAACAUACAGUUUAUGCACUUUUUGUUCCUACAUGUCAUACUAUGCAUUGUUCUUUCCUUACUGCCCAGAAGUGCUCCAACUUAAAUCCCUGCCUGAAGCUCAGUCUGUCAUUGGGAGAUAACGUGUAGAAACAUAUUUAUUUCCCCCGGCGAUGUGCUGUUUAGUGCCUUAAAAGCACAUAAACAUGUGCACAUCUGCUCAUUACCAGCCUGUCAGGUGUUUCUAGCUUACAAUAAAAAAGAGCAACAGGUUGUUAUCAGGUCCUUUAUUACUCUCAUUGGCAUUUAUGCACUCAUACACACACGUAUGCACUUGAACAUGGUGCUUUUUUCUGUUUUUACAUGCAUGCUCAUAACUUUUUACAUGCACUUGAACAGCUAUGGUUACACUUGUAAACCUCUACUUGUGCAACAGAUAAAUCACCAGACACGCUGUUGUUAAACCAACAUUCCCAAGACAGAAAAAUAAAUGCCCUUGUGUUUUGUCACAGACUGCAUGUGUAGGCACGCACACACUUUCAUGCCAUUAAAAUUAUUGACCCCAUGGUCUCCUUCAGGCCUCUCUCCAGCUGCUGGUUCUGUCUGAUGAGCAAUUUUUCUGUCUGUCUGGAUGAGGAUUAUUCAAAUUCCAAACACAAGACGGCUCUGCCUCUUGGAGUGUUAUGUCAGAGUGUUUGUUUAUGUGACUUUUAACUGUGUGUUGUUUUUGUGUGUGAGCAGUGACAUGAGAAUCUGAGUCUGUGUGAAAACAGGUGUUUCUGUAUUGCUGGUUGUGUUCAUUGUGGUAAAUAAAGAGUGCUAACACUGCUAUCUUCUGCCAUGAGAGUGUAUUUACUGAAAAGACUGUACUCAAGUGUGUAAGUGUGCGUAUGUGUGUGUGUGUGUGUGUGUCUGGCCAGUCUAAAAUUGGGUGUUAUUUUGGAGAGAGUACAGCAAGGAAUAUUACAGCAAGCAGUGGAAAACUCCAUCUCACUAACUUUGUGAGCGUGUGUGUUUGUACACACUCACUUGAGUACAGGCCACAUGUUCUGUUGACUUUUCUUAUUUGACAUGAAUAUUAAAUGCAAAAACAGUUGAGACCUCAUUCUUUCUGAGAUUUAAACGCAGCAGUGAUUGAAAAUUGCACAUUAGUUUUGCACAUUGGUGCAGGACUUUUUCUUCAGAGUUUUAAUUUCAUAUACUCUCUCUUACCCGUACACACAGUAGCCACAGUGUGACAGUGUGUACUCUGAGUCAGCUCUGGGAGCUGAGGUGGAAAUCUCUCACUGAGUGAAAAACCGCAGGGAUGACAAAUAAGCAUCUGCAGCUUUCCUUACUUUUACACUGACAUCAUUUGCUUACAGGCAGGAGUGUGUGAGUGUGUGUGUGUAUUCUGGUGCUCUGUCUGCGCAAUUUUAGCGUGCCCAGUUGUUGACACACAGUGCAUCACAAUUUACACUCAAAUAAAUCUGUUGUUAAGCCUGAAGUGGAGGCCACUUUUUCAACCACUGCUCAAUCUACCUGAAUGUUUUUUCUUCUGAGUGCUUCACAGCAAAGUCUGUCAACAUUGCUGUUUCUUGGUCCCUUUUCUUGCUUUAGUAUUUGCAGUUAAUUAGGCGCUAAAGAGGGCCGAGAACACCAAAACCAGUCAGUAAUAAUCAGUCACACCUGAAGGUCCGAACAUAUUCUUUCAUAACAUGCUUUUGAUGUUACAUGAGGGUCAUGAUCCCUUUGUUAAAGACACUUUUCAGCUUUGUGCAUCAUGUUUGAAUCAGUGUCACACUGUUUAUUUUUUCCAGAGGGUCCCAAGCCUGCAAACAGCCCUGACAUGCCAAGAGGCAGCUAUUUACAAGUGUUUAGCAGAUGCUCUACAACAGGAAGUUCAGGGGACUGACUGUCUUAUAAUUGAUGCUGAGUUUGCUUCCUUUGAAUGACAUCCUGUGUUGUCUGUGUCUGUGUUUGUGUUUCAGGGCAGCGACAGACCAUAACAUAGACAACACAACUGCCAUGCUGAGAGAGUGGCUCAAGAAAGCUCAGCGUAUGUAUCACUAUGUGGAGUGGAGACCCAUGGAGGAGCCAAAGUGAGUCAUCAUUUCCACUGCGUAUUAGAAGCUGUUCAGCCUCUUUCAGAGUUAAUCCUAUAUGUAACUUCUCCUUCCUCACAUGAUGAAUGAUUUUAAAAAAAAAAAUUGGAUCAACUACUUUUUCCUGUCUCUCAGAUCCUACACAGAUGAGUGGGGUCCAAAGCACUGGUCUCCUUCAAGGUUCAACCAUCUAAUGAAGCUGAGGCAGGCGGCACUAAAGGCUGCCAGGGAACGAUGGGCUGACUACAUACUAGUAAGACCUGGACAUGAUAUUAUUGAACAUACAGUAUGUAUGGAUAACACAUCUUAGUGUUUGGUUCAUGAUGUGUUUUACAUUUCUCGACACAUAUUAUCGUACCUGGAUUUGGUUGUUGAGGACUUCAGAUUGGUGGCUCCGUAUUUGCACAAAUCAGGCAUUUUUCAGAGGUGAAGGCUGUGCAGCUUAGUUUUCAUUUGUGAUUAAAAAAAGUUACACAUGACCUGGCUAUUCAGACGAACUCCAAAAACAACAAAAACAAGUUGAGCUCUGAGAAACAGGCCAUGCUAACGUUAGCGGCUGCUCUACACUGCUAUAUCCAUGUCCUGACUGCUGUCCAGCUUUUGACAUGAAACAGCCUCACAAAGUGUAAUUAAAAGUUUUUAUUAUCACUUCAAGAAUAAUAAAAAAAAAAAGUACUGUUUUUGUAGAUUAAUUGUAAAACAAUUAUUGCUAACGCUUUGCUAUCUCUCAGUAACAUUGACACCCUUAGCUAGCAGCGCACGGUUCUCCUGAAGGAAAGAAAAGACAGAGAAAGAAGUCGUGUUUAUAAAUUGUUGCUUUGUUGAAGAGUGAUUCAAUGGUUAGUUGUAAUAUCAAAUAAUAUAUUUUUAUCUUGGGCAGUAGGUGGAGGUAUUAGCCCAGCUCGACAUCUAAGUUCGAUGAUGAAGAUGAAUAAAUAUUUUGUCAGUUCUGGUUAGUGAAGACAAGCUAAACAAUCUUAAAAUAUGUACUCUUCUCCACUCUUUAGUUUGUAGACAGUGACAACCUGUUAACCAACCCACAAGUGCUCAACCUGAUGAUGGCUGAAAACCUGACACUGGCGGCUCCCAUGUUAGAGUCUCGCUCACUUUAUUCAAACUUCUGGUGUGGUAUCACCCCUCAGGUACAGUAUAGUCUUAAACUCAUACAUCUUGGCUUCCUUCCAGGUUGUUUUCUUUUCCUAACCUGAUAGUUUCCUCAUUCAGGGUUACUACAAGCGAACCCCGGACUACCAGCCCAUCAGGGAGUGGAAGAGGCUUGGCUGUUUCCCUGUUCCCAUGGUGCACAGCACCUUCUUAGUGGACCUGCGCCGUGAAUCCACCAGGGAUCUGGCCUUCUACCCUCCUCACCCGGACUACAGCUGGGCGUUUGAUGACAUCAUGGUGUUUGCUUUCUCGGCCCGUCAAGCAGGUCAGUCUGAAAGCUACUUUAACAACAAACUACCACAUUCUUAGCAGAGCUGCAAAUGGCUCAGGAAUUGAGGAAUGCCAGUGACGCAGUGAUUCAUACAUUCACAGCCUGGUUUUAAUCUUGAUGUUGGUACUGCUUUAUAGCACUGAGGGCUUUUUAUUGGAUUAUGCACAUGGUACAGAUUUAAGCAGAUGAAUAAAAGCAGAACAAAUAACAUCCAUGUGUUGUCCUGACUUUGCAUCUGUUAAUUUGUAGGAUUGAAAAAGUAUCAGUACAAAAGAGACACAGAGACACGGUCCCUCUUUCUUGCAAAUAUAAUGUUGCACAUAUGAAGGUACAUUAAAGAACAAAUCAAUACACACUUAUAAAGUAGAUACUUAACUUUUGAAAGAAUAGGUUUCUCAUUUUGCAGCUAUGGACCUUUUAACUCUUUGUAAGUGUUGAAUUCAAAGUCUAAAUGUUGCUCAACACUGCUAAAGCCUCACUAAAUGUAAAGCUUAAAUAAAAAAAACUUCAGGUAGCAAUUAAUAAGGUAUAAUGAAUCUCUUUCAAAUUACCAAGAUGGAUGAGUGCAAUUUUUUGUGUCUUUCUUACUAUGAACCCACUUUCCAUGCAGCACUGAUGAAUUUUAUAUAUGAAUUUAUUUAGUGAUUAACUGAUACAGAAAAUGAAACCAUAAGGGAGCUCACUUAACCCACAUUGAGUGACCCAAGGCAUUUCUCUUGUUUUAUAAACAUUUUCGUCUUUUAAUCAACGUGAAAGUGUGAGCUAUAGCUGCUUUAACUUAGUGUUUUGCUGGCCCUGUAUUGUAUUUAUAUAUUUCUAUUUUAAAUGUGUUUUUUUUCUGUGCUGAUAUGGAGCUAUCGAUCUGCAAUUAUGUAUAACUAUAAUUGAUCUACAUCAAUGCUUGAAAACUAGGGAUAAUUUUACAGUGUUAGUCAUAACAGAACUUUUCUCUACUGUGACUGAUUUUAUUUUAUAUUGAAGCGUUUUGUAGAAUAAUGUAAUGUGGUUUUCAAUAAAUGUUGCACAGGCGACAUGGUUAAAAUGAUUGAGAAAUCUACAUCCACUACUGAGGAAAUUGAAAAUUUGCACAUGCAGGCUGCUUUUAAGAAAACACAUUUGAAUUAACUUGUUGAUAAAAAGAUCUGUCAUUAAAAAUCCAAAACUGAAGACGAGCUCAAGUGAAACACAAUCAAGUUAGCCCACUGAGCAUUUUUUGGUCUAAAAGAGGUCUAAUAGACAUCCAAAUGUAGCCUAGACGACUGGUCUAAAAUCAGGCUACCACAGGUUCAAAAAUUAAAGUUUAUUAGACUUCUUAAGUUAGACUAAGGUUAGACUAAAUCUAAAUCUGGGCUAUAUCUAUGCUACACUGUAUAUUGCUCAACAGCUAAAUUACUUUGGUUAAGUACUUGGAGAUCAGUUAUGCAACUCAUAGUUGCUUUUUGAAUAGUUAGCGAAUAAUGGGUUACAGUGCAACGUCUAAAUUCUGUCUAAAAAUAUACAGAAUCUAGAUGGUUGAAAUUUGGUCUAAUAGGUCCAAGACGUCCAAUAGCUGUGUAUUGCUCAGUGGGAGGUAAUGAAGUUAUGAUGAAAAUACUGAGACCCAAACAGAGCCUGAGAGUGAAAAUUGACAGACUAUUUAUUGUUACAAAGUCAAAUCUUGCAAAUUCAGUGAGGUGGGGUUUAGUGUCUAUAAAUCCAGAGUUUUUACACUCAGAAGCUGGCUGGAUGUAAUAAGUGUCCUAAAACUUGGCGAAGAGGAGAGACAUAGAAAUCUGUAUUCAAGGAGACAACUAGAUCCAACUAGAUCAAAAAGUACUUUAAUAAGGUCAUGAGCAGAUUACAAUGCUGGGUAAAGUGGCUUGAUUGCAGGUGAGGCUUGGUUGGCAUUUGAACACAUGGAUCCAUAACUAGCUCUAGAUGAUCACACAUGAGGGGUAUAGGAGGGGAAAGAAAACUCUGACGAUGUCACCUCUUGAGAUGGUAGAAAGUUCACAUUCUUCACCACAUUGUCUCAACCAUGUCUGCUUUUAACUAACUGGAUAAGCUCUGGUUUGUGGAUGCAUUCACUUGUUUUGGUGGAUUUGCUUAUGUGAAGCUUAAAGUCUCCGCUGUGACGCUCAAGCACAUUACACAGAGAAUAAAGAGACCCUUGGGUGGUCUAAUUAGUGUGUUUAUUUGACAUGUUUGGGUCAAGAGGUUGUAUUUACAGAUUUCUUUCUGUCUGUGUGUGUGUGUUUCUGUGUGUGUUCCAGGAGUGCAGAUGUAUGUGUGUAACAGAGAGCACUAUGGUUUCCUCCCUGUUCCUCUAAAGGCACAGCAGAGUGUGGAGGAUGAAAGCGAGAGUUUCAUACACACCGUCACGGAGGCUUUGAGUGAGUGCACACACACUUCUUUUGGUUUUGUGUCACUGUUGGUUACUUCCCCCCUCAGAUUUGAUCCUUUUCCCUCAUGGUUGCACCCUGUCAACCCCCUCCUUCCCCUUCAUACUGUCUCCCCCCUUCUCACCCACUCUUUUCUGCCUGCCCUCACUGCUCUCAACAAAUCAAAUCAACCAACACAAUCCACAGGAAAUUCUGCUGUUUUCUAAUCGUGUUUUUGUUGUUCUAACCUUUCCUUCCUUUCUCUCCAUGUUGACAGUUGACCAUGACAUUGAGCCCUCUGAGCACCUGUACUUCCCGCCAUCCCAGCAGGACACAAUAGGCUUUGAUAAGGUGAGUUUGAGAGCACUGAGGGAACUAUUUGUUUCCUUGUGUACUCAUGAGGAACCCCCCACGUCUUUCUAGUCUCAUUAUGUCUCCUAAACUCUUCUCUGAGGCUUUGAGUGAAGUAAAGGAUUCCUCUUUCACCUAGAUUCUUCUCAUCAACCUGAAGCGCCGUCUGGACAGAAGAACCAGGAUGUUAAAAUCAAUGGCAUCCCUCGGCUUACACGCCUCGCUGAUAGAUGCAGUCGAUGGCAAGUAGGUCACAAACAUGCAGCCCUGUGUGCACUCCAUAAACUUAACUCAAAGCCUGAUUUAAUCCUGAAAAAACAACAUCCUUGUUCUUUCCUGUGAGGUCUAGACUUUGACUGUUGUCCCUGAAUUAGCUUUUAGGAGAAUGUCUUCUCUGUUUCAUCUUUCCCAGCUUUUCUAACAUCCUGUUGCAACAGAUGCUAAGUGUUUGUAGAAAUUUUCUUGACUUACUUACAUCCCCUCUUCGGUGCUUACUUUAAUCCAGUGUCGGGAACCUCCUAAUCCCUCCACAAGCCUUUGUUUGUCUGCGAAAAUGUGUUACUUGUUGUUACUUGCAGAGAUUUACAGUCAAGUUGUUUUCUGAUGUCAGACUCAGGGCGACAAAUGUAAGCACCCCUUUUUUCUCACUCACGCUCCUAAAUUUCUGUUCUCCUUCUCUAUCUCAGGGCGCUCAAUACAUCCCAGCUGCAAGCACUUGGUAUAGAAAUGAUGCCCGACUACAAGGACCCGUAUUCAGGCCGAGUCCUGACCCGAGGGGAGAUCGGCUGCUUUCUGAGCCAUCACUCCAUAUGGAUAAACGUAAGAGCAGAGAGGAAUCACACACCAGACUGAAGAUGAGGAAUUGUUCAGUGAAGUUUUGAGGUCCAGUGCCUGCACAGAUUCAACCUGCUGAAAUGUCCUUUAACUACCGUGUGAACACAAUUUUAACGAAGCCAAGUCAGACAAGAUCUGUAGUCUGUAAACUUUUAAGAAGGUGUUUUACAGAAAGAGUUUGUUUCAGCUUUAAAAGACAAAGUACUGUGACCAGAUGUGCUUUUAUAGCCCUCGUCACAUGACUUUAUCAUGCAGAUGCAGAACUUGUACCCGCCAGAUAGCCAAGUGACACUUUGUUAUCUUUCCUUUGCUUACUCUUUUUAAGUUGACAUUUUCAUGUUAUUGUGCUUAACCCCGCACCAGUAUGCAUAAAUGACUGACUGCUGAAUGAAUUGCACAGACUUCUUUGUCAGAGAGGUUGAAAGAUGCCCAUUUAUUUCAUAAAAUAUCAGCAGGCACCCUCACCAACAUUGUUUUAAGACCUUUGUACCAAAGUUUUGCACUGCCAGUCGCCACUCAGUCUGUAAUUUCCUCACUAAAAGCUGGACUUCCUGCUGUUUUCCUCUUCAUUUGCAGCUCGAGUUUUGCAGUUGGCCUUUAGUCAGAUCUAGAUUUAAGUUGUUGCCUUGCUGCAAAUAACAUGAGAAGUUGAAAAUAACAAUAAUAGUUGAGGAUAAACCAACAAUUGAAAUCUGAAUAAAAUAUCAAAUAAAGAGAAGUAAUAAAACCCCUAAAUAAAAGCCAGACUAAACAGAUAGGUCUUAAGUUUACACCUAAAAGUAUCUGUGUCUGCAGCUCUUUCCAGCAGACUGCUCUGGAGUCGUGGGGCAUCAUGGCUGAAAGCAGCACCACCAAAUGUUUGAGCUCGUCGUAAAAGCCAGAGGGUCUGAGGGGCCUUCCUGGUUCAUAAACUGAGAGCAUCUCUGGGAUGGAGUCUGAUGUGACGCUAUUUGCUGCCUUAAAAAAAGGGGAAAAAACUUUAAAAUAAAUAUGAAACGCUAACAGGCAGCCAGUGUAGAGAUCUUCAAAUUGAUGUAAACCCUUAAGCUUCUAGUACGUUAAAAGGUAAAGUUAAUAGUUGGUUAUGCAAAUUAGAAUCACAUUGACUCAUUAGCAGGACUGAAUGUCACUUGAUCUUGGCAGACUGGUCCUGUUAACUGUUGUUAUAAACCGCAUGAGAUGAGAAUUUGUGUUUUUGCCACAGUGUCAACAGGCAGAGAUGAAAAGUGUGAGAUUUCUGCAGAUUGAUUUGAUAUGAAUUGUGUGAUCAGGUUUUCUCCAGCCUUCCUGUUGUCGUUGAGAAUUAAUUUCUGUUGUUUAUUUUAAACAAAUGGGAUAUAAAUGAGUAAACGAGUCUGGCAGCUAGGGACAUGCUUUUUAAUAUAUCCCUAUACUCACAUUUAAAUAAAGAUUGCAUUAAAAUGUUAAAACUAGGGCCGGGACUCGAUUAAAAGAACAAUCUAAUUAAUCAGAGGCUUUGCAAUCAAUUAAUCAUAAUUAAUCGCAUUUUAAUCGCAUAUAAAUAUCUGACCUGAGAACAGUGAGAAUCAUUUUUCUAAAACUGUAUAGGAGUGAACCAAUGAAUAGUGAACUGAAUGAAUGCAUAAGCCUAGGCAAUCAAGGUGAUACUUAACCAAGACCAACAGAUCGGUGCUUUUUUAUGCCAUAAAGUGCAUUAAUCUUUCCCACUCACUCACAUUAGGGUGCACUGGUAUAAACAGUAUACCUGAAACUGGUCUAGUAAGAAACGUUCCGCGGUGCAAAAAUGCAAUAGGUUGCGAUUAAUUGUGUUAAUAUUUUUAACGAGAUAAUAUUACUAAAAUCCCUAGUUAAAACACGUUAAUCUAUAUGCUGUACAGCUGGUAAACCUGCAGCAGUUACUUAUUUCUGUCAACUUUCUCUUUCUUUCAGAUGUUGGAGCAGGGCCUCCAGAGAGUUCUUGUUUUAGAGGACGAUGUGAGGUUCGAGCCCAGGUUUAAACGAAGACUUCAGGCCAUAAUGGAUGACAUAGACAAAACCCAGCUGGACUGGGACCUCAUGUAAGAAUACAUAUCCACAUGUUUGAUCACAAAUGCAUGUGUGUUCAUGUCUUAAGUUACUUUGUGGACUUCCAUCAACACCCUUUCUUUGCUUCUGCUCAGUUAUGUCGGGCGUAAGCGUAUGCAGGUGCAGCAGCCUGAGCAGUCCGUGGAUGGUGUAAACAACCUGGUGAAAGCUGACUAUUCCUACUGGACGCUAGGAUAUGCACUUUCACAGCAAGGAGCCAGAAAGCUGCUGGCUGCAAAUCCCUUCACGAGGAUGCUGCCUGUGGACGAGUUCCUGCCCGUCAUGUUCAACAAGCACCCCAAGUCAGUCUUUAUUUUGUAUUUGUUUCAUUUUAAAUACACAUUACAGAUAUUGUACAAAGAAAUUCUAUUUAAGACAUGCUGUACAGAAAAUCACAAGGCUGGAGAAAGAACUAUUUCUGUGCGCAGAGACCCUUUUAGAUGUUCUGGUUUGUGAGCAGGCAGAUAAACAUUGACUAAAGACCACAAAUAGAUGAUUGCAGGUGCACCCUUAUAUAAGAAUGAAUAUAUCGGCUAAUUGGAAUGUUAGAUAAACAUGAAGUUACGGAAGUGAAAGAUACUUUUAGUCAGUGUAAUUUGGACUUGUAUAAAUCCUGUGCAUGCACAAAAACAGACUAGAGGGGAAUAAACCAAUUCAAAAAGAAAAGCACUAUACAGUAAUUAUCUAUAUAUAGAAACCAACAUACAUGUCCACUUCUAGUUUUGCCUCAGGGACAGAGUGUAAUGGACAAGGUUUUUUUUUUUUUCUCUGGUGGUAGACCACAGCUCAUGUCCUCUUUUACUCCACAGUUUGUUCCCUAUAUUUCCAUCCAUCCCACCUGAUUGUGUCCCUCCUGCUUUCUAUUUUUCUGGCAUGACCCCCUUCCCCUCUCCUCUCCUUCUGUGCUCGCUCACAAACAGGGCAUGGUUUGUUCUGGGGGUUCAGCGGGUACAGCGCACACAAUGCCUGCUUUUCUGUUUCUUUUCUCCUUUGGGAUUCUUGCCAUACCCUGCUCUCUUUCUCCUUCACCUGCACCUCCUUUCUCCUUCUCUUUUAACAUCUUUAUCCUCAAAGUCCACUUUUCCUCACUCUCAAUCCUUUUUUUUUAUCCCUUUUAAUUCCCUUUUUUGGCACCUUUUAUAGUCUCCCACUCCUCUUAACAGGACUGUACUUUUAACACACCUUCCCCCCCUUGUGUCACCCGCUUCUCCUCCCCCUUUCCUCCUCUCUCUUUGAGGAAUGUGGGCCAGAGCAGUUCUUCCUGCUGGUUGGAGAAGGGGACAGGAUUCCCAUUGAUAGAGGCCUGUGCAGGGGGGUUGGGUAGGGAUGGACACUGUGUGAGUGUGUGCGCGGCUUUAUAAAUACAUGGAGAUGUGUGUCCAAUGUGGUGUAUAUAGAUUACUCGUGAAUGCACUGUGUGUAUAUUCACGAUUUAGAGAAAGUAGGUUUGUUUAAAACUGAAAGAAAUAGGAAACAUGGUAGAAAUCUGCCAGGGAAAAUAUGUAAAAUGAGUGUAACAUAAACGAACUGCAGGUCAUUAUGUGUUCCCUGUGAAUGUUAUGUCACAGAUGCAGUAUUUCAGGAGAAGGGAGGCUGUAGAGUCUCUCUUUAAGGCGCACUUCUUAUACAGUAUAAAAUGUUCAGAAACAGCCACAAAAAUGUUGCACCGCACAGAAAAUGUUCUUGAGGAUGUUUGUGUUUGUCGCUGCAGGUCAGCUCUUACAAAGGUGUAGGGUUUCACUCUCCUCGUGUUGUGCCGACAGGCUCUUAACAGGCGCUUGGCGGCGGGAUGGUGACCUCUGUGGUGACCUCUGUCUGCAGGAGUGUGACUCCUCUCGGCUGACGUGUCAGAUCCUCGCAGUCCUCAUUCCUCUCUCUGACCCUGCUACAGGCUAAAAGUCCAGUUUUCAAAGUUUAUUUUCCUUGUUUAGAUUGACUCAAUAUGACGGUAGUUUACAAGAGAGCAUAGGGAUGAGGAUCUACUUAUUCAGGGGUCAAAUUAGGGAUAAAAUGGUCAUUGAUUGAUUGAUUGUGGUUAUUUUAAAUGUGCUAUAGAAAUAAAGUUGAUUGAUUGAUUAGAUUAGCUUUAUAAUAUGCUUUUUAGUUUACUAUGCUUAAAUGCUGGGGUGCCAGUUUAAGACAGUCCAACCCAAACACUAAUGCUGGUAUUAAGUGUAAGCUAUAUUCAAAAUAUUUAGGUGCUUUCAGGUCAUUGUGAUGUACAACAGAGCAUUUACAGAAGGAGAUAAGUCUGAGCUUUGAUUUUGACAGUGAGAUAUCGUCACCCUAUUAAAAUAAUGGCCUAAGUCUUUUUUUUGAUAAAAAUGAGUUUAUGGCCUAAAUCAUCUCUUGAUAAAUCCUUAGUUGAAAGGAUCAUGGCAUGAUCCUUUCAACUAAGGAUUUAGGUGAUUUUACUAGAGAUGGCCAGCAUUAUCAGGCUGAUUCAGGCCAUAAACUCAUUUUCGUCAAAAAAUGACUUAGGCCAUAAUUUAAAUAGGGUGACGAUAUGUAAUGUGCUAUACUCAUCAAGAGUAUAAAAUAAGAGUUAAAUGAAAUAAUGAACAUCUGAAUAGGAAAACUUUUUAUUACAGAUUCGUACACAGUUGGAAUUUUCAUAUUUUUCCAUACCUGCUUUUUAGAAUUAUUUUUGGAAAUACUUACUUUUCUAUUUUAGAAAACAGUAUUUUAUAACUGUGGUAAUAAGUCUGGAAACAUCAGUAUUUUUCCAUACUUAAUGUCUCAUUUUCCAUACUUUUUCAUACUUGCAUAGGAACCCUGUUAUUAUGAGAUUAGCAUACAUUAGUUCGGCUCACUUUUAACCUGAUUCGUAUUGCUUCACUUGUGUUUCCAAAGACUUUAGUUCUGUAAGAGUCGAUCAAAACAUUUCCGCCAUGACUUACUGUGCUGAAGUGAACACUGUCCUGUUCCCGUAUUUGACAUCCUGCAGAUUUGCUGUCCAGUAAAAUUGAAUUCCUGUUCGCUGAGUGUAGAAAACAAAACUCAGAGCUGAAAUGAAAAACAGUCAACAGUGAUAUGUGACCGCUGUGUUGUUUUGCUUUCCUUCCUCUUCUUUGCGGUGACCUUUGAAACAGUCACAGACAGAAGAAUUAGGCAAUAAUGGCAAAUUUACUGAGCUGACAUCCCAUUUCUAAAUGCUUUUAUUAAAGAAAGAAAGAGAACGACCUUCUUACUCCUUCAUAGGGAUGCAUGAUUCUACAUAUGAAGAGAUUGAUUUCUUUUGAAAGAGGGAUCUCAUUAACAUUAGUGUCGAGAGUACAUUAGUAAAGAAGCGUUUCGUUGUAUAAUGGCAAUAACUUUGGGCUUUUAAAAUCUUUAUAUCUGUAUUUCUAUCACUUCCCAGCUGAAAAGAUUAACCUGAAUAUUAAUUAAGAAUCUAGUCAUUCUCGGCAGUAAUAAUCCACAUCAUAUUAACCCCUCCUUGCUCUUCUGUCCUUCUCCUCAGCACCAAGUUCAUGUCUCACUUUGAGCCGCGGGACCUGCAGGCCUUCUCCGUGGAGCCUCUGCUCAUCUACCCCACCCACUACACUGGAGAGCCAGGCUACAUCAGCGACACAGAGACCUCCACCAUCUGGGAUGAUGAAGCUGUUGCCACAGACUGGGACCGACAACACGCCCGUAAGACGGCCCAACAGGGCAGAAUUCGGCCCGUGGCGCAGAACAGUGUCACUGGAGAAUCCCCGCCUCCUGCAGCUCGAGCCUCUCGAGACGAACUGUGACACAUACACACGUCUAAUACUGUUAGAUGACACACACACACACACACACACACACACACGCCUGAGACUGAAAGAUGAUACACUCACCUGAAACUGAGAGAGACUCUUGUUUACUGUACAGUGUACACACACACACACUGAAUUUGAGGAGUACACACACUUGAAAAGACAGUUGAACUACAAGCUGACAUACUAUACAAUCAUUCAUGGAUACAAGUCAAGUUCUGAUGUGGAUAAAGGGACUCUGAGGAGAGGAAGAGGAGGAAAACCUGGGAUGAGGGCCAGCAGGCCUUUGACAAAAGCUUUAUUUAUUCCCCAUGUGCCUCCUGUGGGCAUGUGGAGACACUUACGGUUUGACGAAACUUAAGCAACUCAUGGAGGAGAGCUAACGUUAUUUGCAUUUGUAAUGUUUGUAAAGAAAAGAGAAUAAGUCUCCUCACAAAUCAAUUUCAAGAAGUUUUAUUGUUAUUUAAAAAGAAAAACGUGUGUUUUGUUUAUUGGACAGCUGAGGAAUAAAGACAUUUUUGAGCUGUUAGAAAACAACUUUAAGUGUGCGUGUUAAACUUUCCCCUGCUUGUUUGUGUGUAUGUGUGUAGAUCACUGAUUGUAUAUAAGGACAGACUGCACAUUGUACACAAUCAAAAGCCGAAUCCCCAUCAGCCCUCAUACACCCACAACAGGCGCUGACAUCAUGUGCAUUUGGAGCAGACUCUGAGCAGCAGGGAUCUGCUCUUUGGCAUCCCGCCCCUUUCCACCAAUCAAAGCAGACAUUUAAAUUCAUGGCAUGAAGAUAAAAUGUCGAAGAUAUCUCAUGAUGUUCACAGCAGAUCAACACAACUUCACUGAAUUUAGAAACACACAGAAAACUCAUGACCAAAGGUUACAUUAUGAAAGACUAAAAGAAGAAAGAAGGUUAUGGAAUAAUUUAAAAUCAGACAAAUGAACCAAUAAAGAAAAAGGAUUAAGUAAACAAGAAUAAGAAUAGUCAUGGAAAAUUUGAAACCAGAAAAAUGUGGAACAGCUGAAAUAAAACAAUUGCCAAAACAGAUAAAAACCUGAAUAGGACUAUAAAUGAAGUCAGAAUGAAAAGACAGAUUCUAAUCUCAUCAGAUUUUUGUCUCAUGCUUCAAAAAGUUCAGGAGAGCACUAAACUGUUUAACCAUUAAAAAAACAAAGCUAUAGCAUUACUUUACUGGUUUCCGAGUGUACUUAAUGCUCCUGUGAUGAUCUUCAGUUUGUAUCCAUUUUGGCGCCCCCCUGUGGUCAGCAGUAAUUCUUGACAAAAAAUCUCAUCCUGCAGACUUUUACAGUCAAAUUGAUCAUUUAUUGUGAGUAUUUCAUGGAGAGAUUAUGAACACUGGGCUGUUUUCUUCAAAUGUAAAGCUGACUCUCACCCCUCUGCACCACUUUGACAUCAAAAAGUUACAAUAUGAACAUCUCUGGCUUGUCGCUGAUGAUCUUGUUUGCUUUUGACUAGUAUGGCACUAAUAUGAAUUUCAUUUUAUUCCAUGAAUAUCAAAAAACUCUCAUCAGGAACUUAAAGAGCACUGAGUGCUCCCCAAAAUUGUAAGAGCUUGUUUUCCUAAAGUAGUUAUUGUCAUAUAACAAACGGCCUUCAUGUGUGGAGUGAUUUUUUCCCUGUGGCUAUCCAGGUUGAAGUCACUGAAUAUUUUUGCAGCAUCUUUUGUCUGGAUAACAGUUUAUAGGUGGUCCCUGCACUCUGAAGUCAUGGCUGGCUGUGCGGGGAGGCACAGUAUGAGCCCAAAAUAUGGACUGAAUUGAUAGUUAAAAGUAGAAAAUAACUCCAAACAUGCAAGCAAAUUUUUUUCAGUCAGUUCUUCAAACAAUUUGUGACAGGAACUGAUUGAAAAAAUGUUGGCUUUAAAUAUCUUGAAAUAAUGAAUAAAGUGUAAUGAGAUAUUUCGACUAGAACUGAGACAAAGUCACUUGGCAGGAUUUGAUUUAUUUUUUUACACUUGCACACACGAACCAUUUAGCUGACUGUCAUACAAAGCUUUUGGCCUUAUGUUUGCUCAGUUAAUUGAUUGAGUUGAAAAUGUGGUGAAGUACGAAAGUUUACGCAGAAAAUACUAGAGCAAAAGUGAAAAUACUGCAUUGGAAAACUACUCAAAAAAGUUCAGGUACAAAUAAAGAUGACGUGCGCUAACUCACUCACAAUGCCAGCCCCUUUGCUUAUUCUGCCAACCGUCACAGAUGGAUGUCUAAUUCCAAACCCUGAUCUAAGAGCGUGCCUUAUUAUCUAUAACUCAAAAUGACUCCCACAAGGUAAACUGCACACACACACACACACACACACACACACACACACACACACACACACACACACACAAACUGUCAUGCAUGCACGCGCCCAGUGACAGAAUUGCUUUUCUUUUCCGCGCUGUAAAUCAGUGACAGAUGUGACUGGGUUGGUUGCAGCGAUCACUCACUCAGCAGGCUGGUCCUGCUCAUGAGCAUUUAGUCCAUCAGUCAUUCAUUCAUAACAUGUGGACUGUAGUAUGAUGCAUGCUUAUUAGUCCACCCCAGACUCCUGCUCUCAGAGGAUAUUUGUGUGAUAUAUUUUGGAAAGACUGGAUUAAUGAAUUAUUCAUGUCUAUGGUACAGGCUGUUCUCGGUCUGGCCGAGGAGCUGGGCUGAAUCAAUAAAACAGAUUCUCUUAUAA
Xyrichtys novacula (pearly razorfish) is the source of this 31648-nucleotide messenger RNA. The record is from the annotation of a GenBank genome assembly. NCBI's taxonomy places the organism in Eukaryota, Metazoa, Chordata, Actinopteri, Labriformes, Labridae.